This is a messenger RNA of Nymphaea colorata (pocket water lily), 618 nucleotides long. Its product is annotated as E3 ubiquitin-protein ligase RHA2A-like. The record is from RefSeq and is a predicted model, not a curated record. The coding region runs from base 1 to 618 and encodes 205 amino acids. The transcript has 3 exons. NCBI's taxonomy places the organism in Eukaryota, Viridiplantae, Streptophyta, Magnoliopsida, Nymphaeales, Nymphaeaceae.
AUGAAUGAUGUUUCAUCAGAUUCAAUCCCAAUAUAUCUAGUUGUUACAGCAGCAAAUUGGGUCUCAUACCUGAGAGCUCUGCUCUUCAUCUUUCUGGAGUCAAUUGGCUUUCUUCAAUGGAGACACCAAGAGUGCCAUGAGGGUGAAAAUCUGGGACUUGGUCUGGCCAAGAUUAUGGCUUUGGCAGAGGAAUUGGAGAAGAACCCAAGUUUUGGGUAUGGUUCCUGUGAGGGCGAUGGUGGAGAGGAGAGAGAGUGUGUGGUCUGCCUCUGCAGAAUACAGCAAGGGGAGGAGGUCAGGAAGUUGGGUUGCAGCCAUGUCUUCCACAGAUCCUGCUUGGACGGUUGGUUUGGGAUGCUCAAGAUGAAUUGUCCCCUAUGCAGAGCGCCGCUGAUGGAGGAAGAGUCCUUUAGAUCCAAGGAAAAGCAGGUCUCCCUUGAAAUACUUGGAUGGUUUUUGGAAGGCCAACACUGUGAACUAUUUGCCUUCUUCACCCUUUUUGAGGGCUGUGAUAGUCCUUUCUGUGGUGCCAUGCGUCUGAUAGUUCCUCAUUAUGUAUGUCAGAAAGCUUUCCUCAAGUUUGUUGUUUUCCAAGCAGGGAUAAAGUCCAAACCCUGA